Molecule: messenger RNA, 5699 nt
Organism: Saimiri boliviensis boliviensis (Bolivian squirrel monkey)
Lineage: Eukaryota; Metazoa; Chordata; Mammalia; Primates; Cebidae
Gene: KIF13A
Product: kinesin family member 13A
Biological process (GO): microtubule-based movement
Molecular function (GO): microtubule motor activity; microtubule binding; ATP binding
Source: RefSeq, a predicted model, not a curated record
GCGGCCGUGCCCCGCGUCGCGCUCCCCCGGGAUGGCCCGCGCGCCUCGGCGCUGCCUCUCGGAGCUCACGGCGGAGCGGCGGCGGCCGCGCUCGGGGGGCGCGCGGCUGCGGCGGCGGCGGCGCCGCGCGUGAGGGGCCGCCUCGGGCCGAGCGGGCGCGGCGAGCGGCCGGGCGAGCGCAGCCAACAUGUCGGAUACCAAGGUAAAAGUUGCCGUCCGGGUCCGGCCCAUGAACCGACGAGAACUGGAACUGAACACCAAGUGCGUGGUGGAGAUGGAAGGCAAUCAGACGGUCCUGCACCCUCCUCCUUCUAACACCAAACAGGGAGAAAGGAAACCUCCCAAGGUAUUUGCCUUUGAUUAUUGCUUUUGGUCCAUGGAUGAAUCUAACACCACAAAAUAUGCUGGUCAAGAAGUGGUUUUCAAGUGCCUUGGGGAAGGAAUUCUUGAAAAAGCCUUUCAGGGGUAUAAUGCGUGUAUUUUUGCAUAUGGACAGACAGGUUCGGGAAAAUCCUUUUCCAUGAUGGGCCAUGCUGAGCAGCUGGGCCUUAUUCCAAGGCUCUGCUGUGCUUUAUUUAAGAGGAUCUCUUUGGAGCAAAAUGAGUCACAGACCUUUAAAGUUGAAGUGUCCUAUAUGGAAAUCUAUAAUGAGAAAGUUCGGGACCUUUUAGACCCCAAAGGGAGUAGACAAUCUCUUAAAGUUCGAGAACAUAAAGUUCUGGGACCAUAUGUAGAUGGUUUAUCUCAACUAGCUGUCACUAGUUUUGAGGAUAUUGAGUCAUUGAUGUCUGAGGGAAAUAAGUCUCGAACGGUAGCGGCUACCAACAUGAACGAGGAAAGCAGCCGCUCCCAUGCUGUGUUCAAUAUCAUCAUCACGCAGACACUUUAUGACCUGCAGUCUGGGAACUCCGGGGAGAAAGUCAGUAAGGUCAGCUUGGUAGACCUGGCGGGUAGCGAGAGAGUAUCUAAAACAGGAGCUGCAGGAGAGCGACUCAAAGAAGGCAGCAACAUUAACAAAUCGCUUACAACCUUGGGGUUGGUUAUAUCAUCACUGGCUGACCAGGCGGCUGGCAAGGGUAAAAACAAAUUUGUGCCUUAUCGCGAUUCAGUCCUCACUUGGCUACUUAAGGACAAUUUGGGAGGAAAUAGCCAAACCUCUAUGAUAGCUACCAUCAGCCCAGCAGCAGAUAACUAUGAAGAGACCCUCUCCACGUUAAGAUAUGCAGACCGAGCCAAAAGGAUUGUGAACCAUGCUGUUGUGAAUGAGGACCCCAACGCAAAAGUGAUCCGAGAACUGCGGGAGGAAGUUGAAAAACUGAGAGAGCAGCUCUCUCAGGCAGAGGCCAUGAAGGCCCCUGAACUAAAGGAGAAGCUUGAAGAGUCUGAAAAGCUGAUAAAAGAACUAACAGUGACUUGGGAAGAGAAGCUGAGGAAAACAGAAGAGAUUGCACAGGAAAGACAACGACAGCUUGAAAGCAUGGGGAUUUCCCUGGAGAUGUCUGGUAUCAAGGUGGGGGAUGACAAAUGCUACUUAGUCAACCUGAAUGCAGACCCUGCUCUUAACGAACUUCUGGUUUAUUAUUUAAAGGAUCACACCAGGGUGGGUGCAGAUACCUCACAGGAUAUCCAGCUUUUUGGCAUAGGGAUUCAGCCUGAGCACUGUGAGAUUGACAUUGCCUCUGAUGGAGACGUCACUCUUACUCCAAAAGAAAAUGCAAGGUCCUGUGUGAACGGCACCCUUGUGUGCAGUACCACCCAGCUGUGGCAUGGUGACCGAAUCCUAUGGGGAAAUAAUCACUUUUUUAGAAUAAACUUACCUAAGAGGAAGCGCCGAGAUUGGUUGAAAGACUUUGAAAAAGAAACGGGUCCACCGGAGCAUGACCUGGAUGCAGCCAGUGAGGCUUCCUCUGAACCAGACUAUAACUAUGAAUUUGCACAGAUGGAAGUUAUCAUGAAAACUCUGAAUAGUAAUGACCCAGUUCAAAACGUGGUUCAGGUCCUGGAGAAACAAUACCUAGAAGAAAAGAGAAGUGCCCUAGAGGAGCAGCGGCUCAUGUAUGAGCGGGAACUGGAGCAACUCCGCCAGCAGCUCUCCCCCGAGAGGCAGUCGCAGAGCAGCGGCCCCGACCGCCUGGCCUACAGCAGCCAGACAGCGCAGCAGAAGGUGACCCAGUGGGCAGAGGAGAGGGAUGAACUCUUCCGACAAAGCCUGGCAAAACUGCGAGAGCAGCUGGUUAAAGCUAACACCUUGGUGAGGGAAGCCAACUUCCUGGCUGAGGAAAUGAACAAACUCACCGAUUACCAGGUGACUCUUCAGAUCCCUGCUGCAAACCUCAGUGCCAAUAGGAAGAGAGGUGCAAUAGUGAGUGAGCCAGCUAUCCAAGUGAGGAGGAAAGGAAAGAGCACCCAAGUGUGGACCAUUGAGAAGCUGGAGAAUAAAUUAAUUGAUAUGAGAGACCUUUACCAAGAAUGGAAGGAAAAAGUUCCCGAGGCCAAGAGACUCUAUGGGAAACGAGGUGACCCUUUCUAUGAAGCCCAAGAGAAUCACAACCUCAUCGGGGUGGCGAAUGUGUUCUUGGAAUGUCUCUUCUGUGACGUGAAACUUCAGUAUGCAGUCCCCAUCAUCAGCCAGCAGGGGGAGGUUGCAGGGCGUCUCCACGUGGAAGUGAUGCGUGUUACUGGAGCUGUUCCAGAGCGUGUAGUGGAGGAUGACUCUUCGGAGAAUUCCAGUGAAAGUGGGAGCCUUGAAGUCGUAGACAGCAGCGGGGAGAUGAUUCACCGAGUCAAAAAACUGACAUGUCGGGUAAAAAUUAAAGAAGCAACAGGGCUGCCCUUAAACCUCUCAAAUUUCGUCUUCUGUCAAUACACAUUCUGGGACCGGUGUGAGUCUACAGUGGCUGCCCCGGUGGUAGACCCCGAGGUGCCUUCACCACAGUCCAAGGACGCCCAGUACACAGUGACCUUCUCCCACUGUAAGGACUAUGUGGUGAAUGUAACGGAAGAAUUCCUGGAGUUCAUUUCAGAUGGAGCAUUGGCCAUUGAAGUCUGGGGCCACCGGUGCGCUGGAAAUGGCAGCUCUAUCUGGGAGGUCGAUUCUCUUCACGCUAAGACAAGAACACUGCAUGACAGGUGGAAUGAAGUAACUCGAAGAAUAGAAAUGUGGAUCUCCAUAUUAGAACUGAAUGAGUUAGGGGAGUAUGCUGCAGUAGAACUUCAUCAGGCGAAAGAUGUCAACACAGGGGGCAUCUUUCAACUCAGACAGGGUCAUUCCCGUAGAGUGCAAGUCACGGUAUCACCUGUGCAGCAUUCAGGGACAUUGCCGCUUAUGGUUGAAGCCAUCCUGUCAGUAGCCAUCGGUUGUGUAACUGCCAGGUCCACCAAACUCCAGAGAGGGCUGGACAGUUACCAGAGAGAUGAUGAGGAUGGUGAUGAUAUGGAUAGUUAUCAGGAAGAAGACUUAAACUGCGUAAGAGAGAGGUGGUCAGAUGCACUCAUUAAACGGCGAGAAUACUUGGAUGAACAGAUAAAAAAAGUGAGCAAUAAAACAGAGAAAACAGAGGACGAUGUCGAGCGGGAAACCCAGCUUGUGGAGCAGUGGGUAGGGCUAACCGAGGAAAGGAACGCUGUGCUGGUGCCUGCCCCAGGCAGUGGGAUUCCUGGAGCACCUGCCGACUGGAUCCCACCUCCUGGAAUGGAAACCCACAUACCAGUUCUCUUCCUCGACUUGAAUGCGGAUGACCUCAGUGCCAAUGAGCAGCUCGUAGGCCCCCAUGCAUCCGGAGUGAACUCCAUCCUGCCCAAGGAGCAUGGCAGCCAGUUUUUCUACCUGCCCAUCAUAAAACACAGUGAUGAUGAGGUUUCAGUCACAGCCUCUUGGGAUUCCUCGGUGCAUGAUUCUGUUCACUUGAAUAGGGUCACACCACAGAAUGAAAGGAUUUACCUAAUUGUGAAAACCACAGUCCAGCUCAGCCACCCGGCUGCUAUGGAGCUAGUAUUACGAAAACGGAUUGCCGCCAAUAUUUACAACAAGCAGAGUUUCACACAGAGUUUGAAGAGGAGAAUAUCCCUGAAAAAUAUAGUUUAUUCCUGUGGUGUAACUUAUGAAAUAGUGUCCAAUAUACCAAAGGCAACUGAGGAGAUAGAGGACCGGGAAACGCUGGCCCUCCUGGCAGCAAGGAGUGAAAACGAAGGCACGUCAGACGGGGAGACGUACAUUGAGAAGUACACUCGGGGUGUGCUGCAGGUGGAAAACAUUCUGAGUCUUGAACGGCUCCGGCAGGCUGUCUCGGUCAAAGAAGCCCUUUCCACCAAAGCCCGGCACAUUCGGAGGAGCCUCAGUACACCAAAUGUUCAUAAUGUCUCUUCCAGCCGACCAGACCUUUCUGGCUUUGAUGAAGAUGAUAAGGGUUGGCCAGAGAACCAGUUAGACAUGUCUGACUACAGCUCCAGUUACCAAGAUGUAGCAUGUUAUGGAACUUUACCCAGGGAUUCUCCUCGAAGAAAUAAAGAAGGUUGUACAUCAGAGACUCCUCAUGCCUUAACCAUCAGCCCUUUUAAAGCAUUCUCUCCUCAGCCGCCAAAGUUUUUCAAGCCCCUAAUGCCUGUAAAAGAGGAGCAUAAGAAAAGGAUAGCCCUUGAAGCGAGGCCUCUUCUAAGCCAGGAGAGCAUGCCUCCACCUCAGGCACAUAACCCUGGCUGCAUUGUGCCCUCAGGAAGCAAUGGCAGCAGCAUGCCAGUAGAACACAAUAGCAAACGUGAGAAGAAGAUUGACUCUGAGGAGGAAGAAAAUGAGCUGGAAGCUAUUAACAGGAAGCUGAUAAGUUCACAGACUUAUGUGCCUGUGGAGUUUGCUGAUUUCAGUGUUUACAAUGCCAGCUUGGAGAACAGGGAAUGGUUUUCCUCAAAAGUAGAUCUGUCAAACUCACGGGUCUUGGAGAAAGAAGUGUCCCGUAGCCCUACCACCAGCAGUAUUACCAGUGGCUACUUUUCCCACAGUGCCUCCAAUGCCACCCUGUCUGAUAUGGUGGUCCCUUCUAGCGACAGCUCAGAUCAGCUGGCCCUUCAGACAAAGGACGCAGACUCCACCGAGCACUCUACACCAUCACUUGUGCAUGAUUUCAGGCCGUCCUCAAACAAAGAGUUAACAGAAGUCGAAAAAGUCUUGGUAAAGGACAAGAUAAUUAUGGUGCCACUCAAGGAAAACAGUGCCUUAGCCAAAGGGAGCCCAUCAUCCCAAAGCAUCCCUGAGAAAAACUCCAGAUCGCUGUGCAGGACUGGCUCAUGUGCAGAACUAGAUGUCUGCCCCAGCAAAAGCAGCCAGCCAGCCAGGGGAUUCUGCCCCAGGGAGGUGACGGUAGAACACACCACCAACGUCCUUGAGGACCAUUCUUUCACAGAGUUUAUGGGGGUGUCAGAGGGAAAAGAUUUUGACGGUUUGACAUAUUCUUCUGCUGGAGAGCUUUCGAGUAGGAAGAACCUACCAAAUAAAACAGGCAGCAAGACCGUCUCAGAUGGGCUCCACCACCCCAGCCAGCUGCAUUCCAAGUUAGAGAAUGACCAGGUAAUCAUUCCAGAGGAAGCCCUUUGGGUUCUGUGCUGUCAGUGAGUAUGUCUAACUGUAUACAAACCCAGAGGCUCUUCACUGCAACGACUUGGUAGUAAAGAUUCAUCCAGAUGUUUCUGACAGCAAAGAUAAGCCC